Molecule: messenger RNA, 1198 nt
Organism: Colletes gigas
Lineage: Eukaryota; Metazoa; Arthropoda; Insecta; Hymenoptera; Colletidae
Gene: aurB
Product: aurora kinase B
Exons: 7
Coding region: 153-1073 (306 amino acids)
Biological process (GO): mitotic spindle organization; protein phosphorylation; regulation of cytokinesis
Cellular component (GO): spindle midzone; chromosome passenger complex; spindle microtubule
Molecular function (GO): protein kinase activity; ATP binding
Source: RefSeq, a predicted model, not a curated record
UUUGAAUUAAAAGUAAUGUCAGUUAAAGUGUGGGAAACGAAGUAUCGAAGUCCGUCGAAUGUGUAAUAACGAUUAAUUACUUGUUUACAUCUUAUAAGAUACUCAGCGUAAGACAACUAUAAUUCUAAGGUAUUUUAAGGGUGCAAUUGACUAUGAUGCAAAAUGAAACAUUUAAACUUCCUUCCAACGUUCCAAAAGAAUAUAAGGAUGUUGUGUUUAAUACUUUGUGUAAAAUGGAAGAUCACAUAGAAGCUAGAGGUUCAAGAUAUCAAUGGAGCCUAGAUGAUUUUGAAAUUGGCGCACCUUUGGGUCGUGGUAAAUUUGGCCGGGUAUACUUGGCAAGGGAGAAAACCACACAGUAUAUGGUCGCUUUGAAAACUUUGUAUAAAGUGGAGUUAGUGAAGGGACGUGUGGAGAAGCAAGCAAUGCGUGAAAUUGAAAUUCAAACACAUUUGAAGCAUCCCCAUAUUCUUCAAAUGCUGACAUACUUCCAUGACCACAAACGUAUUUAUCUUGUAUUAGAGUUUGCAGCCGGAGGAGAAUUGUAUAAAGAAUUAAAACGUCAACCUCACGAGAGAUUCAAUGAACAUAUGUCUGCAAAAUAUACUUAUCAAGUUGCGGACGCGUUGGAAUAUUGCCAUAGCAAUAAUGUGAUUCACAGAGAUAUAAAACCAGAAAAUUUGUUGCUUACGUCUACCGGUGACAUAAAAUUAGCAGAUUUUGGCUGGUCUGUUCAUGCGCCAUCGUCCAAGAGAAAUACAUUGUGCGGAACACUGGAUUAUUUACCACCAGAAAUGGUAACAGGUCAAACCUAUGAUAUAUAUGUUGAUCAUUGGUGUUUGGGUAUUCUUUGUUACGAAUUCUUGGUUGGUUCACCGCCUUUCCUUAGCGACUCGCAACAAGAAACGUAUUUAAAAAUAAAAACUAUAAAUAUUAAAUGGCCGGAACAGAUUACACCUGGAGCAAGAGAUCUUAUAUCAAAGUUAAUUAAACGAAAAAGCUCGGAAAGAAUUUCUAUGGCUGCUGUUAAGAAACAUUAUUGGAUAAUGAAAUACAAGGAAGUACAUUGGUAGAAAAUAUUUAGUUUCAUUGGGAUAACUAUUAAUUGUAAAGUUUUUAGACGAAAAGUAUUUUAUACGUAUCAUAUUUUACACGACCAACUUUUUCUUUUCUGUAAUUGAAUUUAUUGGAAAUAAGG